This is a messenger RNA of Mandrillus leucophaeus (drill), 3933 nucleotides long. RefSeq names its product transmembrane protein 194B (gene NEMP2). The record is from RefSeq and is a predicted model, not a curated record. The transcript is spliced from 9 exons. Gene Ontology annotation, cellular component: nuclear envelope. NCBI's taxonomy places the organism in Eukaryota, Metazoa, Chordata, Mammalia, Primates, Cercopithecidae. Bases 605 to 1651 code for a protein of 348 amino acids.
CGACUGCCCCGAGGGCGCGCCUUUUGGCCCGGGUGGCACCGCGAGGCCGAUCCGGGUGGGCGCUCCCUUUUCUCCCUUUGGGGUCUCCCGGGCAGGCCCUGUCCGCCCUUCCUGUCUUCUUGGGCUUCUUUGGUCUCUCUCUUGGCAAUUGGACAUUUUGUAAUUUUAGAACUAGAAACCGUGCGAUCCAGUCGCCCGAUUCCCUCGUUUUACAGAAGCAACUGAAACUCAGAGAGGUUUUGAUUUGCUCAAGGUGACACAGCUUGUCACUGGCACAGCUGACCGUAGUCUCCAGACUUUCAGCACAAGGCCUUUUGUACAGUACAUCAAUGCGUGUUGAAAUCCUUGUUAUUUCGCUAUCUCGCAUUCCUUUGAUCUCAAGAGUAGAGAAGGUAACAGCUUCAGCUUCAGAAUCGCAGCGAAAAUUCUCCUGCCACUGACUGGCUGUUGUGACCUUGAGCGAGUAAACAUAACGGGUCCCACGUGAGCCGCGGUUCCUAGGUGUAAAGCUUUGAAGGAAAAAGAUUUAAUUAGAACAUCUGAGUCAGACUGUUACUGCUACAAUCAAAAUUCCCAAGUGGAGUGGAAAUACAUAUGGUCGACUAUGCAGGUGAAAAUUACCAGUUCCGGCCUGUUCAGAAUUGUAUAUAUCACAGAAAGACAUAAUUGCCAAUAUCCAGAAACCAUUUUAUCUUUUAUCAAAUGUGUGAUUCAUAACUUUUGGAUACCAAAAGAAUCUAAUGAAAUAACCAUAAUCAUCAAUCCAUAUGGAGAGACUGUGUGCUUUUCUGUGGAGCCUGUCAGGAAGAUAUUUAACUAUAUGAUACAUGUGAAUCGAAACAUCAUGGAUUUCAAACUCUUCCUUGUGUUUGUGGCAGGAGUUUUUCUUUCCUUUUAUGCAGAGACCCUGAGUCAAAGCCCUACUUUCUAUUACUCUUCGGGAACUGUGCUAGGUGUUCUAAUGACAUUAGUCUUUGUCUUGCUGUUGGUGAAACGAUUCAUUCCGAAGUAUAGCACCUUUUGGGCUCUAAUGGUUGGUUGUUGGUUUGCUUCAGUUUAUGUUGUGUGCCAGUUGAUGGAAGAUCUGAAGUGGCUGUGGUAUGAAAACAGGAUAUAUAUAUUAGGCUAUGUCUUGAUAGUUGGAUUUUUCAGCUUUGUUGUUUGUUACAAGCAUGGGCCCCUUGCAGAUGACAGGAGCAGAAGUCUUCUGAUGUGGACACUACGACUCCUCUCCCUGGUUCUGGUCUAUGCUGGUGUGGCCGUGCCUCAGUUUGCCUAUGCAGCCAUAAUCCUCCUCAUGUCCUCCUGGAGUCUGCACUACCCACUGAGAGCCUUCAGUUAUAUGAGGUGGAAAAUAAAGCAGUGGUUUACAUCGAAAGAGCUGGUGGUGAAGUAUCUUACAGAAGAUGAGUAUAGGGAGCAAGCUGAUGCUGAAACGAACAGCGCUCUGGAGGAGCUGCGCCGGGCCUGCCGAAAACCCGACUUCCCCUCGUGGCUGGUGGUCUCCAGACUCCACACUCCUAGAAAAUUUGCAGACUUUGUUCUUGGAGGAAGCCACUUGUCACCUGAAGAAAUCAGUCUGCAUGAAGAGCAGUAUGGCCUUGGGGGUGCCUUCUUGGAAGAGCAGCUCUUUAACCCAAGUACUGCCUGACAUGCGACCUUCAAGUUGACUUCAUUCUGGACAAGGAAGUGGGCAAAGGGUAGGGAUUCUAUUAAAGUUAGGCAGAACUGUUCUAGUGAACAGUGGCAAAAACAUUUGCUGUGGAGAAAAACAAGUCAUUCUGGAAAGGAAAACUAACCCAUUUUGAAGAUAACUUAACAUUCUUGGUGAGUUCUGCUAUUUACUGUACUGUAGGUGGAUACCAAGAUUCUGUGACAGCCACUACCACCUUCCUUGAAUGAAGGCUUUCAUUAGGAACAGGGGAAUGGCGUUCUUCAAGGGGCUAAUAAGCGUGAACAGGUGCUUUGUCAACACCAGGGCCCUAAAUCCGCUCUUAAUCCCCUGAACCUGUGUCAGAAGACUCUGCAAUACUCUUCCUAUAUUUCAUCAGUAUAAGUCCUAAAAGAGACCUGAGACAUGCUGGACCAGUGUUUUCCAAAGUACAGCUCACAGGAUACUACCGAGUGUUGGUCAGUAAAGGUAUUCUGAGGUCAGCUAAGAUUGAUAUAAACUAAUGUACCUCUCAGAGUCAUUCAUAAUGCUCAUGUGCACUGUGAAUCUCCCAAAGAGGAGAAAGUGUGUGCUGCAGUUUCUUGCUUAAUUUGACCACAGAACUCUUUUUCAUGAGAUUAAUAUUCCUUGGAACACAUGUUUGGAAAGUGCUAAUGGCGGUGGAAUUGAGCUCUGGAGAGGUUAAACAACUUGUGCAAGACCACACUGAGAUGCAGCACUGGUAGAAAUCCAGCCCUGGUGUAUCCUUUGACUCAGGUAGAUAAGAUCUUCAGGUGCAAGCUUAGAAGCCAUCUUCCAAAGCCAUGGGCCUCACAAUGUGGUGGCUUUACUUUUUAUUUUUCAAUAAUGGCCAACUUGCUAUUUAACUGUGAUAAAGGGAAAUGUUUCUUAAGACAUUUUAAAGUUUUUUAUACAUAAGAUUUUUAUAUACAUACAUAAGGAUUAGAUACUAUGAUUACUUUGUUUUUUUUUUUGUAUUUUGAAAUUGAAGGCAUUUAACUUCUUACGACAUUUUGAAUUGACUGAUCCAUUUAAAAAAUUGUUUAACUAUAUGUGUUUAUAACAGUUUCUUACAAAACAAUUUUUUUCUUGAGUCAUGAUAUUAAACUCCAGAGUGCAAUGAGGGGCUGUGAGCUUUGACCCUGAGGAAAGAAGGCCAAAACAUAGAUCUGAGAAAAGAUUUGAACAUGGCAAGACAAUCUCAGGGUUAAGGUGUUGCUUAGUUGAUUCUGAGAAUCAAAAUCAGGCUUUUUUUCCUGUGAUGGGACCAUAAAAAUCUUUUUAUCAGGACAAGGGUUAUGGGGGAAGGAUAGACAGAAUUUUGGCACUGCUGCUUUCCUGAGCCAAAUUUAAUAGUUUUUCUAAGUCAUGAAAAAAGAGCAUGACUAUCCAUCUGGAACUUUCUAGAUUGAUUUUCAAAUGAUAGUUCCUCUUUGAAGUAUUUACAGGUCUGUUUUUGCCAGACAUCUUUUCAUACUAGGAACUUUGUUUUUUUGUAAUAUCCACUAAAGUUAAUCUGCCUUUAUAUAGACUUGGAUUUUUAAAGAACCAAAGGAUGUAUUUCCCAUUCAGAUUUAUGGUAACUAUUUUAUGAGUAAAUAGAAGUUUGAACAUUUUUCUUAUGGUUUAAUCUGUUUUUUUAUAAUUAUAUUUAUUGGUGAUAUAAAUAUAUCAGAUGUAUCAGUGCCUGUGCUCACCAAGUUCGUCUCCUAAGAGGCAGUUUGUGUGGUACAACAUAUACGUAUGAGUAAAUAACACAUAAACAAUCUGCUGGGGCUGCCAGGUAUGUCCCAGCCAGGACAGCCACUGGGCCAGGGGGAAGAGGUACUGCCGAGGGAAGGAAGCAGCUCUUCAUGGGCAGCUAGCCAGGUGUAACCAUCACAAUAAGAACAGCCAAAGAGAGAAGAACAACAGCAGUCCUCCAAGAUAUUGUUUUCCAUGUUUAUUUUUAGAAGAAAUCAUAGGUUUGUCAGUUUCUGCUUUGUGACUACUGUGAGAAGCUAAACAAUUAAAAGCAUUACUUGUGAUAUUUUUAGUGUAUUUAUGUUGUUUUCAUUUGAUUUGGGGGUAUAUUAUAGUACUGAUCACAAUUCUAAUCCCCAUCAAGCAAUGUACAGAUAACUCUUGUAAGAAGUGUGUCCCUCCUUUCUUUCCUCCCUUCUCUUCUCUUUCUCCCUCACCUCCUCUCUCCUCUCCUCCUCCCUUUUUAAAGUCCUUUGAACAGUUUAAACGACCACUAAAUAAAAUGGCUCUGCCCUUCA